Molecule: messenger RNA, 627 nt
Organism: Harmonia axyridis
Lineage: Eukaryota; Metazoa; Arthropoda; Insecta; Coleoptera; Coccinellidae
Product: endocuticle structural glycoprotein SgAbd-8-like
Exons: 3
Coding region: 128-532 (134 amino acids)
Cellular component (GO): chitin-based extracellular matrix
Molecular function (GO): structural constituent of chitin-based larval cuticle
Source: RefSeq, a predicted model, not a curated record
UUCUGGCUGUACUAUCAUCUAUCUGAUGAUGGGACAAUAAAAAAUUGCGGAGGGGGAUACUCUUUUUGGUAUAAAUAAUGUUUGGCGUUUUCUAAGAGUUAGUAAGAAGUUUGAUUACACAUUAACCAUGAAAUCGAUUUUUGUUAUUAUUGCUGCACUUUGUGCCACAUGCUACGCUCAACAACUAGCAACUAAGGAACCUAUUCCAAUUGUCAAAUACAUCAACGAAGGUGUAGGACCUGAAGGCUCCUACCAAUGGGGAUAUGAAACCGGUAAUGGUAUUGCUGCUGAAGAACAAGGUCAACUCAAGAACGCAGGUACUGAAAACGAAGCCAUUCAAGUACAAGGAUCAGUCAAAUGGACUGCUGAAGAUGGAACACCAAUCCAGCUCACAUACAUUGCUGAUGAAAAUGGUUUCCAGCCACAAGGAAGUCAUCUCCCAACACCUCCACCAAUUCCAGCUGCCAUCCAGAGGUCUUUGGAAUGGAAUGCCGCUCAUCCUCAAAAAGAGGAUAAACCAAGCAAAUUCUGAAGUUGAAAGCUCCAAUCUUUGUUUUUAUAAACGUUUUGUACAUAAUGUUGAUAAUGUGUUCAAAAAAUAAAUACUGCAGCUGUGAAUGAUAUCAA